UCGUUUCAGUGUGUGCAUGCAAUCAACACAGAAGAUUUCAGAGCGAUGGACGAACAACCGGUAGAUCACGGCGAUGCAGAAGAAAGUGUCCAGAAAUUAUCAGACUCGCAGCGUGCCCGCAUUGAAAGAAAUCGUCAGAGAGCUUUGAUGCUGAAACAGACAAGAUUAUCAACGAGGCCAUACACUACAGAGAAGCCAGGAUCAUCAGGAGAAAAAGUAAAAGCACCCGCCAAGAUAAUCGAUACUGGUGCUGGAUUCUUCCUGGAGGAGGAAGAGGAGGGGGAACAAAAGACUCGAGCUAAAGUCAAGCAUCAAUUAGGUCCUGUGAUUGGCGUAGAAAACCUUCUCUGUGACGGCUGUGAGAAGGAAUUCAUGGAUUCAUUCCUACACACAAACUUUGACGUGUCCAUCUGUGAUAAAUGCAAAGAAAGUGAAGACGACAAUCCUCUCAUUACCAAGACAGAUGCUAAGAACAAAUAUCUGCUGAAAGAUGCCGACUUUGACCGUCGAGAACCCCCUUUGAAGUUCAUUGUACGCAAAAACCCUCGUCAUAACACCUGGGGAGAUAUGAAACUGUUUUAUGAACCUCAGGUGUAUGAGCGAGCUAUUGAAGUCUGGGGCAGUGAGGAAAGUAUUGAAGAAGCUCACGAAAAACGAGCUGAAAACAGGGAAAAAACGAAACAGAAAAAAUUUGAUAAGAAAGUUAAAGAAUUACGACACGCCGUUCGGAGUAGCCUCGUGAAGAAGGACCGGGGACCACACGUUCAUGAGUUCGGUGAGGAGGUUUACGACGAGGCUGAGGAUGAGUACAGUAAGGCGUGUACAACAUGUGGUCACGUUUCAACGUAUGAAAAAAUGUGAGACUGACAUAAAUUAAUUGUGAAACGUCAAAUCUCAGGAAUUUCGCCGCACAAGUACCAACCAAGUGGGCUUAGCUUAUUACCGGAUAAAUGUGAUAUUUGAUUACUUUUUCGUCACACUUCUGUCUACCUCACGAUACAUUUGACACAUUAUAUAAAGUUGUAUACAUGUUUUUUUAUUAUAUUAGGAAAAAAAUACCAUCAAGAUUAAAUUGUCAUUAUCACUAUUAUGAAAUUUCUGUUGAAAUAUAUUAAUAGAAGUAUUAAAUAUAAAAUAUGUUUUGUGAUACAUUUUUCACAAUGAAAUUUGUUUGAAAUUUGAAAAGAUAAAAUAAGCAGAAAAAAACCACCCCAGAAAGUCUUUCGGUUGAACUCUGCAAAUCCUUAUCUUCAUUAAUGAUAUCCAGUAAAAGUAAUUCCCUGCAAACAUAAAAAUGAACGAUGGAUACCUUUCUAAGGGAAAUAACUUUAACAAAAUACAGAGGCAUUUUUGAUUUUUCAUCUUUAUAUUCAUGUACACGGGUAAAUAUUCCAAAAUGAAAAAAAAAACCAUGAAAAUCCCAGCUGAGAAGCGGAACUCUUCUCCACAGUUAUAUUCAGUGCAGUGUUACCUUUUUGUACGUGUGUAUAUAUACUACAUGUAAAUAUUUAGUUCACAGUUGUAUGAGUCUAUAGAUCUGUAAUGAAUUUGAGGCAUGUACUGGUAUUUCAAUAGAUCACAAUUACAGAUUGAAAUGCAUAACAAGAAAAUAUUUGAUGUCUUUGGUGAUUUUAUUGAUUAUUUUUAUGAUUCAAUGGGUCUUUUUGACAUUUCUUUUUUCUUUUUUAUAAAACUUUUGUUUUUCAUGAAUUUAGAAAUCAAACCUAUUUUUGGUAAAAAUUCUUACAGUGUUGUUGAAAUCAGUAAAGAAUGAUAAUAAUAUUUAUUUAUUCAUUUUGUUUACAUAGCUAAUAGUAAAUAUGGACCAAAUGAAAUGUUAUACAUUAUUAAAAAUUUCCAUUACACGUUGUUACAUAAUUAGUUCAACAGACACAGGUUUGUGUAAACUGGUUUUAUUAUUAGGUUUAACGUCCUAUUAACAGCUUUGGUAAUUUAAGGACGUACCUCGACGUGUGUAAUGUAUGUGUGCAUGUGUGUAUGUGUGCUGGAAGCAGGGUAUGUUGCAUCCUAGAUAUCCAGGGGUUACGCUCACUUUCCCUCUCUGCACCCCUGGAAUGACAUAGUAAAAUUGAAGGCACUGGCUAGCU
Messenger RNA from Mizuhopecten yessoensis (Yesso scallop), 2108 nucleotides. Its product is annotated as DNA repair protein complementing XP-A cells-like. Gene Ontology annotation, molecular function: damaged DNA binding. Bases 46 to 861 code for a protein of 271 amino acids. The transcript has 7 exons. Gene Ontology annotation, biological process: base-excision repair; nucleotide-excision repair, DNA damage recognition; UV-damage excision repair. The record is from RefSeq and is a predicted model, not a curated record. Lineage: Eukaryota; Metazoa; Mollusca; Bivalvia; Pectinida; Pectinidae. Gene Ontology annotation, cellular component: nucleotide-excision repair factor 1 complex.